GCCACAGUCAGACACACGUGGUUUCAUCCAUCCAUUAACGUUACCUUUUACACUUGAAAUAUUGUUACUAAAAGGAGCGAUUAGAAAUGCAAUUGGAUAUACAAAAAUGGAUGAUGAUUAAUUUAAGAUUUUUCUUUAUUUUUGCGUUAGUUGUUAAUUUACAUUCUGUGAAAAGCCAGUGUGCAAGUGAACAUAAUAUAGGUGAACCAAAAACAAAGGAUGAAGAUAAAUCUGAUUAUAGUAAAGAAACAGUGAAUGCAGUCCUAAAUUUAAAAGCCCAAUACCAAUUCCAAUGCUGUGGUUUUAUAAAAGCAUGGGAAAUAUUUGUCAGCAAAGAUUCCGUGGCAGGACGAAAUGUUAAAGUACAAGUUUGGUACAAGGAUGUUGCAGGGAAUGAUUGGAAUUUGCGAGGGGAAAAUAUUAUUGAAGGAACCAAUGUCAAACAGGUAAAUGUGAAAGAAAUAUCAACAGGAUUUAGAAUACGUCCCUUUUUUGGCGAUUAUAUUGCAUUCUAUGAAUAUGCUGGAUCUGUUAUAACAUACGAUGAUGGUGGUGGCACCGGUGAUUACAAAAUAGCUACCUUUACAUCAGAUCACACAACUUUUGACUGGGAUUCAGUAGGUGUCAGCAACAAUAGAGACCAUGCCAUUCACGCCAGAGUCACUCCAAGUAUAGCACCAACUUUCACUAACCUGGAUGAUACUGUUGCCAUAAGUAACAAUGACGUAGCCGGAACUGUUGUGUUUAGCCUGGCUACCAUUGACACUGAUCCUGAAGAUGUUGGACUAUUAACCAUAGCAGCUCCAACAAGCCCUGAUUCUGCGUUAACUUACUUUGAACUCGACCAUAUAACUUUGGAAGUUAAAAUUAAGUCUGGUGUUUCCCUGGUCCCUGGAGAUCAUUUGAUGGAAUUCACUGUAAGUGAUCUAUGUUCGAAAUCGUCGUCCAGCAUUCUGACGAUACGGGUUGAGAAUGAUCCACCAGUUAUUACAAGUUUGUCUACCAGUAGUUCAACCACUAUAUCUGAGGACUUAUCAUCAGAGACCUUACUACAUACUCUGAUCGUCACGGACACACAGCCUACAACCUGUAGACUGUUGUCUACCGGAGUUCCAUUUGUAAUCAAACGUAUUUCUGGCAGUACAACUUUUAUCAUGUUUUCUGCAGAUUAUGGCAUAUUUUUAUCGACCGGUGCAUCCUUAGAUUACGAAGCACAGAAUGCAUAUGUCCUAGACUUAUCUUGCACUGAUAAUUAUGAUGACACAGCGGGCAUUUAUACUGUCUACCUUAUACAGAAUGAGCCUCCGUCAAUAAACGGACUUCCCAGAGCUACAGAUAUACAAGAGGACGUGAUAGUAGAGACAACGCUGUACACAUUUUCUGUGACGGACCCAGAAAACACUGUCGUUACAUGUUCUGUCACAGCAAUUACUCCAACUACAAAUAUAAUUUUUAUGAAGCCAUCUACAAACUUUAAUGAAUUUGAUAUAAUUUUGCAAUCGAACCCUAGCCUUCGAUACGAUCUUAUAAGAACGUACAGAAUCGAUAUUCAGUGUAAUGAUGGUCGACGCUCCGAUUCCAGUGUCUUCUUCAUGAACAUUUUACGUAACAAGCCACCUGUAUUUUUGAACCUUCAAAAUAUAACCUCAGUAUCGAGUAUUGCAACUUAUAUAGGACAAAUUGUCUUCGACGUUGAUAUUACUGACCCGGAAAAUGACCAGGUGGAGUUCUCGAUGUUUUGUGUACCAUCAGCCAACUGUCCAUUUGAAAUAUAUCACUCUGGAGAAAUAGUGCUCAAGCGGUCCAUUGAAGGUGAAUUUAUACCAGCCUAUGACUUAUACGUUUAUGUAACCGACGGAAAGUCGACAACUGGACCUAGAUCAUUGACAGUCCAUGUGUUAGAUAUAAACUACGUCCCUGUUAUAAGGAAUCUACCACUACCGUCUGCCUUAGUAGUGUCCGAAAAUUCCGCUCUAGGUUUGAGUAUAUUCCAAGUAUCCAUACAAGACAAUGAUGGUGCAGAUACACACACAUACACAAUGACGUCAUCCCCCUCUGAUGGAGUAUUGUACUUCGAUAUCAAUUCUGCAAAUGGCCUUGUUAGUACAUCUGCAUCAACAAAUAUCAAUUUCGAGGGCGUAUCAUCAACAUCCUUUACUUUUACAAUAACAGUUACGGACACAAAAGAUUCGGCAUCUCAGAAUCUAUCUAUAAGUAUAGCAAAUCAAAACGAGGCUCCGGUGUUUACAAAGAAAGCAUACGCACUAAGUGUUGAUGAAGGUGUGGCUGGUACUACUUUAGCUGACCCUAGUUACCUCUACCAAGAUGGGGAUAACGGUGACACUCAUACGUUUUCCAUGACCUGUGCAUCAAAUGUUGGAUAUUUUGCGAUAGCUCCAGCAACAGGAUUAAUCACUCUGGCUACUGAUAUUGAUGUUGAUGCUGCCGGUUCUGCUACAUCCUUUACUUGUACAUUGGUUGUGUCAGAUGGUUCUUUUACCGACAGUGCAUCUUUAACCAUAACCGUUAAUAAUAUCAAUGACAAUACUCCAAGGUUUUCGAACAAUCUGUUUACCUACUACUUGGAUAUCAAUUACCCUCUUAACACUGCCUUUGGUUCGACGGUUGCAACUGAUGCCGAUACUGGAACAUUUGGAAAUUUUAUUUACAGCAUUGACCAAACGUCUCUAGGAACAGAAACAUUUGGAAUUCAAACAAAUGGAGAUUUGUACUUAAAGAAUUCUUUAACAAGUUACGGUUAUGGUUCUAGUAUUAGUUUUACCGUUCAGGCAACAGAUACCGGAAGUCUUCAAGGGACAUCAACAAUUUUUAUCGUCAUACCACAAACUACAACAACGACCACAACAACAACAGACAGACCUAUCACAUUUUGGGAAUAUCCUGCUAAUCCAGCGUGGGUAAUUGUUGCGGGUAUUCUUGGACUUAUAAUCAUGGUGUUGCCUUGCUAUAUGUGUUACAAAAACGGGUUUUCUUGUACAUGGAGAGGAAGACCAGGUGACUACCGAGAAAGGAUUCAAGAAUCCUCUGAAAUACGUAAUACCCAAAAUAACAACACAAAAGGGAAUGGUUUAAGUCCUACUUGGAAAGCGUGGAAAUGGUAUGAACAGCAGUAAAUGGAAUAAAGGAAGAAGAAAGACAAUGAUCGUUUUAUGUUUUUAUUUACAAGACAACAAAAUAUCUAUACAACAUUCUAUGCAUAUUUCCCAACCAUAAUUUUAUAUACAUAAUGUGUUUUAUGUUCCUCUGUUAUGAAACAAUUUACGAACAGCAUAUAAUAUAGAAAUUCAAAAUAUAACAUGCAUAUAUCAGUUACAAUAGUCCAUUUGCCAAUUACCGAUUUGUUGUGUUAUAACCACUUUAAAUACCAAUUGCUUCCCUUAGUCAAUCGUAGUGUUGUUCUUUACCAGACAAAAUUGGCGUCUGCGUACGCAAAGCAUGAUAAGUGGAAGUGAAAUGUCGGCGUUUUAACCAACUUUUAGUGAAAAAUGUAUGCUGGUAUCAGAAGUGUUUAGCUUAACAAAAAAUGAUUUGAAAAGCUCAGAUGUAACACGCAAAGAUAAAUUUGUUCUUUCCGCUAUUUCUCCAUUGUUGAUAAAAAUGUAUGUCCCCUCCUAAGGGGGACAACUAAAAAUCGACUUAGUAUUACAGGAUUAAUUACGGAAAUUGCCAAUUAGACUAUUGAAAUGUCUAAUGUCAUACAACUGUCAAUAUAUCAAAUUAUGUGCUACAUAUUUCUAUUUCUAUUUUGAUGCUAAAAUGUUAAAGAUCAAAAGGGUAAUUUUGUCAUUGUCUGUAAUAGUAAAUGAAACUUUGAAUAAUUGCAUUUCGUAAUAGUCAACAUUUC
Molecule: messenger RNA, 3865 nt
Organism: Mytilus californianus (California mussel)
Lineage: Eukaryota; Metazoa; Mollusca; Bivalvia; Mytilida; Mytilidae
Product: protocadherin Fat 4-like
Exons: 19
Coding region: 87-3134 (1015 amino acids)
Biological process (GO): homophilic cell-cell adhesion
Cellular component (GO): cell-cell junction; membrane
Molecular function (GO): calcium ion binding
Source: RefSeq, a predicted model, not a curated record